CAAAAUUGGUCUUUUUGCCUUCGUUUGAAUUUUCAUUUCAAAUUUUAUAACUUUAAUUAUAUUAAUUCAUACUUUCUUACUUGAUAAAAGCAAACUGCUGAACAGUAUAAAAUUCACUAUGCAAAAGACAGCAAACUGCCUCGUUUUUAUACAAACGUAAAGAAAGUUAAAAUAUUACCAACUAGGUAUUUUAUCGAUAGUAAUUUUGGCAAAUUAUUAGACUUAUUAGAUGAAUAAUGAUAAUAUAAAUAUAAAGUUUUAAUGUAUACAAAAAUGAAGAUAAACGAAUAUUUUGAAAAAUCAAGAUAAUGUAUCACAUACUUCGAGUAUUACUGUACAGGCUAUGGGUUGUGUCCACAUUUACUUUAUUUUCGAGUUUUAUAAUUUUUUGGUUCUACGGUGUGUUCGUAGCUUUUAUGGUCCUAACGUUUGGAAUUACGGGGAUCCUGUACAACGCGCAGGACCUGCUGUUAUACUACCCCAAUGACCCGCCCGAUUCGCGCGUGUUCGUACUGCAGCCCAGCAACUACAAGCUGCCGUAUGAGAGCAUCAAGCUCAAGACCAAGGAUGGACUCAAGAUUCACAUGUUCCUCAUACUACAAGCCACCGACAGCCACCGCAAGCCCACUAUGAUAUUCUUUCAUGGCAAUGCAGGCAACAUGGGCCAGAGACUGGCCAACGUCUCCGGGUUCUAUCACAAACUGAACAUAAACGUUCUUCUAGUAGAAUACAGAGGCUACGGGUUAUCAGAAGGCUCUCCGUCCGAGCAGGGACUGUAUAUCGAUGCCCAGAGCGCUUUUGAAUACAUAAUGCAGAGAAGUGAUAUUGACCACUCGCAAAUUAUAGUAUUUGGCAGAUCACUGGGCGGGGCAGUCGCCAUCGACCUGGCGUCACGGCCGCAGUACCGCGAGCGCGUGUGGGCGCUCAUCGUAGAGAACACCUUCACCAGCAUCCCCGACAUGGCGCGCGUCAUUCUCAAAUGGCGGUGCUUGGACUGGCUGCCGAUGUUCUGCCACAAAAACAAGUACCUGUCGGCGCGCAAGAUGCGCGGCGUGCGGUGCGGCACGCUGGUAGUGUGCGGCUCGUUGGACGCGCUGGUGCCGCCGCGCAUGGCGCGAGCGCUGCUGGCACGCUGCGGCGCGACCGUGCGGCACCACGCCGCGCUGCCCGGCGCGCACGAUGACACGUGGACCUGCGCCGACUACUACCCCGAGCUGCAGCGAUUCCUCGCGCAGCUGCCGCCGCUUACGCCGCCGCGCCCCGCCUGCGCCGUGCACACCGUGUGACAGUGCCCUUAUGUCGUAGCUCUACUGUAGUGCGCGCAAAACAAGUAGUCCAAUCUGAAUACGAGGCGUAUAAAAGAACGAAAGAAAAAAAUAGUUGGACUCGCACCGCACCUUCGUACAAGAAAUGCUUAGUCUUUUUUUUGUGAUGUACCACAAAUUCAUAGUUUACGGAUUCUUCCCUUUGUGCUAUAAGACAUUGCUAUCUGUCAAAUUUUAAGAUUCUAGGUCAAUGACUCAACUCUAUAGACUUUGUUUCCCUUGACAGACACGACAGACAAGCAAACUCACACGACGAAAAAAAAGGAACCAUAAAAACGUUUAUUUUUGUAAGUAAUGCCUAUACACACACUUGUUAUACCUAAGAGUUGGUUAUCCCAGCGCAUCCACCACUUCAGCAUUAAAGCUAUAAAAUGGCUCGUGCACACAACACGAAAAAAAGGUAUCACUAUCAGCAUAAUGCUGUAUGCCUUGUACAUACAUAAGAGCACAUGAGUAUGAUUGCACUUGUACAACAAGUUGUAAAUAAAAUUAAAAAACAUGACUGCCUUGCCACAAAAUGAACUAAAAAGUUUUUUUUUUACGUUUAAAGAUGGUGUCAUACGGCCACCAUACAGAUUUUUUUUUUAAAUUUAUAACAAGUUCACUCAGGAUGAUGUCAGGAUUCUAAAUAUACCUCAUGUAUAUACAUGAACACUGAAAACAUUAGGCACACUUUUUUUCGGGCGAAGAAAACAGAUCUCAGCAGAUACAGACUUGUGUAUUAAAUCCUAAAUAUAUGAUCUGUCCACACCACCUUCAACUGCAACUUCAGAUCGGACUACUUGUUUUGCGCACACUAUCAAUUUCAAUAAUUGUAAACAGGUCCUUAGUUACGCUUACUUUACUUUAGAUAUCAAUAUUUUAUUUUAUUAGAUUGAUUUGCCAACAGUUAAAGACACAAAAUGAAGAUAAGUUCAUUUUUUUAUGUAAUAUUUUAUACAUUUUCGUUAGUGACACACUUAUUUUUUAAACUACGAUAAUAUCUAAGUUUAGAAAAAAAUGUUCUACUAAUUGACCAAUGUUUGUAUAAUGUUAUCAAAUUUUUAGCUAAGUAUAUAAUUUGAUUUAUAAUUAUUGACGUAAUGUUUUUAUCAACAUUUUAUUAUUAGGA
Molecule: messenger RNA, 2436 nt
Organism: Maniola jurtina (meadow brown)
Lineage: Eukaryota; Metazoa; Arthropoda; Insecta; Lepidoptera; Nymphalidae
Gene: Bem46
Product: protein ABHD13
Exons: 5
Coding region: 309-1286 (325 amino acids)
Cellular component (GO): membrane
Molecular function (GO): palmitoyl-(protein) hydrolase activity
Source: RefSeq, a predicted model, not a curated record